UGGGAUGAGACAGUUUUUCAUAAUUCAAGAAAUACAUCCAAUUUAUCCCCGUAUUGAAAUCGUGUUUUAUUAAAUUAAUGUAGUUAUUACUUUUUGUUUUCAUAAUUCAUGCAAUUAGGUAGCUAUCCAGCUAAUAUUUAGGUACCCAACUCGACCAUAAAUAGAAGCAUUCUAAAAGACAUUUUAGUCAACAAGCCAAACAAAGAAAUGAACGAAAUGGAGACUAAAACUCAGGUGGAGGAUUCGAUAAUCCAAGAAUCAUUGCUUACUUGCAUUGAUCUCGCAAACUCUGAUCAUCAAUCAGUUCUUUCGCUCAAGCAGGACUGAGUCCAUUUAUUAAUUUAUUUCUUUUUGUAACAACCAAUGAUUUUGUUAGGAGAGUUUCUUGUUUCAGGCAUGUCUGGAUAGUGGGUUUUUCUAUGUUAUAAACCAUGGAAUAAGCGAAGAAGUCAUGGACAAGGCUUUCGAGCAGAGCAAAAAUUUCUUCGCUCUUCCUUUGGAGGAGAAGAUGAAAGUGUUGAAAAAUGAAAAACAUCGUGGCUAUACACCGUUUUAUGAUCAGAUCCCUGAUCCUGAGAAUCAAGUCCAAGGGGAUCACAAAGAAGGUUACUACAUUGGAUCCGAAGUUCCCAGAGAUGAUCCUCAGUGGGAUUAUCCAUUCUAUGGCCCCAACCCUUGGCCUGAUCCUGAUGUUUUGCCUGGGUGGCGAGAGACCAUGGAGAAAUACCAUCAAGAAGCAUUGAGGGUUUGUAAGGCUAUUGCAAAACUAUUGGCCCUGGCCCUCGACAUGGAUGCAGAUUACUUUGAUAGCCCUGAGAUGCUUGGAAAGCCUAUUUCAACUUUGCGCUUGCUUCACUAUGAAGGAAAAUCGGAUCCCUCAAAGGGAAUAUAUGGAACUGGAGCACAUUCGGAUUACGGAAUGAUGACGCUCAUAGCAACCGAUGGUGUAUUGGGACUCCAGAUAUGCAAGGAUAGAAACGCUAAGCCUCAGAAGUGGGAAUAUGUACCGUCGAUUGAAGGAGCACUUGUUGUGAAUCUUGGUGAUAUGAUGCAGUGUUGGAGCAAUGGUCUUUUCAGAUCCACGAUGCACAGGGUUAUUUUAAAUGAUCAGAAUCGAUAUUCCAUUCCAUUUUUCCUGGAACCGAAUCACGACUGCAUAAUAGAGUGUCUUCCUACGUGCCAGUCCGAAAGCAACCUUCCCAAAUAUCCAGCAAUCAAAUGUUCGACAUAUAUCACCCAGCGUUACGAAGAAGUGCAUGCGAAUUUCAGAAGCUACCAAAAACAUGCUUGAUUGAAGACAGUUUGCUUCUCUCACAUGCCUCCACGUCAUUGUCCACAUAGGAAAAUUGCGCGUCCUGGAGCCGCCACAUGUCCCCUUCCUGAAAAACUCACCGUUUCAUUUAAUUGAGAUUGCAAUUCUUGCGGGCUUAUCUAUGUCUCGGGCCUUAUGUGAGUUAAACCCUAAUUCACAAAAGUCAAACCCUCGUGAUCUCCCUUGAUCGAUCGGGUGUCUGUUUACAUGCCUCCCUAUAAUCUCCCGUUACCAAAAUCUCGCAUUUGUUUCGUUUCGGGAGCAUUAGAAGAAAAAAAAAUCUCACUAGAUGAGAAUCUUCGGUUUUGUGUGUUUCCAGGGUUCAAAAGAUUCAUGUAUUGAGUGAAAACAAAAGACAAGUUUGUGCUCUGUAUUUUUGGAAAUUUAGUAAAUAACUUCAUAGCCAUCAAUGGAGAACGGAGGCUCCCCGGGAUCAUCAUCAUCUUCCCUUCAAGCCUCUAUGCAAGAAUUCAAUCUCUUUGAGACUCAAUCAAAUUUAUAUAUGAUUGGUUGGAAGUGUAUAGAGUACUAAAGAUAGACCGUCUUCAUGCGUCUGAGCUUAAUCUCAGUGAGGAUUCCACUGCCUAUACCAAAAAAGAUACACGAAGGCAACAAGGCCACAGGCGGCCUCAAACUGGUCACUCUCUGUUAUGGCAUCAUUGGGUUCAUUAAGUUUUUGGGACCAUACUACAUCCUGGUUAUUACCGAGAGAAGAGAGAUAGGCGAAAUUUGUGGUCACAGGGUCUAUGAAGUUUCCAAGAGUGAGAUCAUUUCUUUGCGUAAUCCUAGCGUGCUUUCCAACAUUCCAAAUUCAAGAGACGAGAACAGGUACAAGAAGCUCCUGUGUAUGGUGGACCGUGGACCUUACAAAGGACUUCUUUUUCAGCUAUUCUUUCAAUAUAAUGCAUAGUUUCCAGAAGGAUAUAUGCGACCAUGAGAGUGGUGCUACUCUCUGUAAGAAAAUGUUUGUGUGGAACGAGUUCUUGACUUGGGGAAUUCGACAUCUUCGGAAUACCGUCUGGACUGUAGCAUUGGUGUAUGGUUUCCUUAAGCACGUACAAAUUUGAUAUAUUUUCUGCUCCUCACUGCCAAAGAGAAGAACGUUUUCUCGGAUUCCUUUUUUUGUCACAGCAGUAGUUUUGUUAUUUGUGCACCAUUUUCUUUGGGAUCAUUAUAUUGCUUCCCUAUAUCAUGUUUUGUCUUGCACCAAAAAGUCUGCAAAGAAGUACUAUUGUUUUUUAUAGCAAUGUAUAAAUUUUGAUGUU
This is a messenger RNA of Brassica napus (rape), 2577 nucleotides long. Its product is annotated as 2-oxoglutarate-Fe(II) type oxidoreductase hxnY-like. The coding region runs from base 452 to 1291 and encodes 279 amino acids. The record is from RefSeq and is a predicted model, not a curated record. NCBI's taxonomy places the organism in Eukaryota, Viridiplantae, Streptophyta, Magnoliopsida, Brassicales, Brassicaceae. The transcript is spliced from 16 exons.